Molecule: messenger RNA, 2778 nt
Organism: Xiphophorus maculatus (southern platyfish)
Lineage: Eukaryota; Metazoa; Chordata; Actinopteri; Cyprinodontiformes; Poeciliidae
Exons: 9
Coding region: 887-1954 (355 amino acids)
Source: RefSeq, a predicted model, not a curated record
ACUGAGGACAAAAAAACAUUGUAAUGGGCACAAUCGUAAAAAUCUCAUAUUUAAAUUGUUUGAAGGGUAAACAGAGCUAGGAAUGGAUUAUUAUAUGACUCAACCAAUUAAAUCUUUGUUUUAAAAUGUAAGUUUACGAACAACAACAACAGAAACAAUUAAGGUCACAGAAAUCCCUGCUGCUACAAGAUCCACUGAUCCAGGACUUGGAGAAAUCCCAAAUCAAUGGUAUUCUACUGUACAAUAUAUGUUAACAAUAAGUGAAAGCUAAACGCUUUCAGUAUGCUGCCAUUUUCUGUACUUUAUAUUAUAGAUGCAUAUCAUAACUGUGGAAAAAGUAUCAUAUUGUAAAGUUGAAUCUACACUUUCUGUUUAAAAUAUGUGUUAGAUCUUCUGUUGACCAAAAUAUCCACAUUAUCACUUUGGGUCACCUUGUUGUUCUGGUGGCCUUGCUCAUGUGGUUUAUUCAAAGAUGCAGUAAGUCUUGUUCUCUACUUUCACGUCUUUGCUGUAUCAGUUUGGCACUGUGUUGUGUUUCAGUUUUUCAUUGCUUUAUGUAGUAUAAUUGAAUGUUUUCACAGUAAAUAAGUGACCUUUUUUUUUCUCCUAAUCAGAGAACACCAAAGAGGAUUUAACUGACAACUCUGUUGAAAUUGUCUGUUGUGAAAUAUAUUGUGCAAUUAAAAAUAGAGGAAAAAGAAAAUGCUAAAAAAUAGGCAUUGCUCUUGUUUAGUCUGUGUCCCACUGACAAACUAAACAAGAGCAUGAACUGAGGGUAGCUUAAAUAUCCAUAAUAAUGAAUAUGUAAAUCACAUUUUAAACAAACAUCAAAAACAAGGAAGUAGUGAGUCAGUGUUACUGAACCAGUUGCUGUUCGCACAUCGACAUGGCUGUUUCUCUGAGUUUUCUUCUUAUUCUACCUCUGAUAACAGGAAGUGAAAGUGUGAAGACAAUCACUAAGGUGUCAGUGAAGAUGGGAGCUUCAGUCAGUAUCCCCUGUUCUUAUGAUUUAAAAUACAGAAAUCAUGUGAAAUAUCUAUGCGAAGGAUUUUAUUGGGGUUUCUGCUCAACUCAAGUUAGGACAGACUCACCACGGGAAACAGGAAAGUAUUCAAUCUCUGAUGACAAAACUCAAAGAAUUUUCACUGUUACCAUAAAACGGUUAACAGCUGACAUUUAUUUCUGGUGUAUUGUGGAGAUCAAAAACGGAGUUGAUGACGGGCAACACUUUCAUCUGUCAGUCACCAAAGAUACACCCAUCCUCUGGGUGGCAGACCAGAAUGUGACUGGAUAUAUUGGCGACAACAUAAACAUAAACUUUAACUCCGCUACCUCUGGAGGAAUACAGUGGUGUAAGCUGGGCAGAACAUGUGUGACACAGGAAACUGGAGAAAUAGAUGGAACAGCAGUAACCAUCAACAAGGCUGCAGACAAUGUAUGCAGUGUAACUAUGAGUGGACUGAAGCAAAAGGACAGUGGUUGGUAUUACUGUGUCAAAGGAGAUUUUCAGAUGCCAGUUCACCUGACUCUGACUGUCAAACCCACUGUUGCACCAACUACUGUAGCUGCAACAACUACUGUAGCUGCAACAAUUACUGUCACAGGAGCAAGAGACAAUACAACAACAGGCCAUAAGGAAAACAGCCCUUUUCCUGCUCUGAUGAGCCUCGCCAUCCCUCUGAGUGUGCUGAUCUUCAUUGUUAUUGCUACCUUAUCAAUCCUGUUUGUACUAAGAAGAACCAAACGUGUCAGAAUUAAGGAUUCAACAGCGUCAAAAAAUGAAGGGGAUUUAACAUAUUCAGAAGUCUCUUUCAAGAAAAACAAGGCAGCCCAGGCUGCAAGUGAUGCUGACAUGACCUACAGCUCUGUUGUUCCUGUCAAGAAACACAAUGUGAGAAUGAGUGAAGGAAAAGAUGAGGAUGUUACAUACAGCACAAUCAUUCAUCACAAGUAAAAGGUUUAAAUCUAUCAAAAAUGUUUUUUUUUUCUUUUUCUUGUGACUAAGCGCUACCCGACACUGUCUGUCUCCACAAGUGUGAAACAAUGACUCAUUGUCUUAGAAAACCUCUGACCUUGUUUUUUUUUUUUUUUUACAUUGGGUAUACAUGUAUAUGUGCUUAUACUCAAGGGGUGAAUAGCAAGUUUAGCUUUUUAUCAUACUAGGCAUCUUUUGUUGCUUCUAAGUAUGAUCUUGUUGAGGACAGAAUGGGUUUAUAACAACCCAUUCUCAAAAAAUGGAGAAAUAUGAGAAUAUUGUCAAUAUUUCAAUUUACUUUUACACAAGAAGUUAAAUUAGUAAAUACCAUUGUUAUUAUCUAUAAUCAUUUAGUAGAAUGAUUUGCAUGAGCUGUUGCUAAGUUAUGAUCUAUGUAAAUCUGAAAUAAUCAAGACUGAAUCGCUUUACUAAAAUGUUUCUUCUGACUGGCAGUAAUAUAGAACUGUAGAUUAUACCAUGAUGAGGUGCAUUGCUGUUACAGCUCUGCCCUAUUCCUAACUGAACUAAAGAGCUACCUUAACGUUUUUGUUUUUAGUUUGUUUUGUUUUUCUGUCAUUUUUGGACCACAUUUGAUCAUUACUUUCUUUAAAAUAAUAUUAUAAUAUAUUAAAAAAUGUUGGGUGGGUCUAUGAAAUUAUUAUUUUUUUAUAUGUAUAUAUAAAUGACUACAAAUAUGUCCCUAUUCAAAUCAUGUAGCUGAACAUUGUUUACCGUAGUUCUUAAUCUGGCCGAUAAGUUUGAUAAUAGUAACUUUUUUUUAUUUGUAACAGAAUAAAGUUAAU